GCAGUUACCGCACUGAUGCUUGCUGCAGCAGACGGGAGUGUACAGUCCAGACUCGAACAGAACAGAGUGAGUAAGGGAAGGAGGCAGAAACCAAACAACUACUGAGGAUAGAGCAGAGCCAGAUAGAUGCAGAAACUGGUCAGGUUAUCACUGUCAUAUACUGCGUGAACAUAGGACUGAAAAUAGAAUCAGAGGAAAGAAGUUGAACAAAAAAGAGACACAGAAAUCAGCCUCAUCAGGAACAGGUGCAGGGGACGAGGUCUGACGUUGUAAGUUUAGGCGGAUGCUUAUCGGCAUGUCUCGCUCUAUGAGGCUGCUGCUGCUGCAGAGGUCCUUCAGCGACCACAUCAGGUCCUCUACCUCCAAAGCCCUAGACAUGCUCAGUAAGCCUGCUCGGGAGAGUCGCCUGGCAGAGAUCGAAGCCAAAGAGGCCUGUACCUGGCUCCGGGCUGCAGGGUUCCCACAGUACGCCCAGCUUUAUGAGGAUGCCCUAUUUCCCAUUGAUAUUUCUUCAGUCACCAGAGAUCACGACUUCCUCGAUCGGGAUGCUAUUGAGGCUCUCUGCAGGAGACUGAACACCCUCAACAAGUGUGCUCUAAUGAGACUGGAGAUAUCACCGCAAAGAAAAAGAAGUGAGGACUCAGAUGAAGACGAGCCCUGUGCCAUCAGUGGCCGCUGGACCUUCCAGAGAGACAGCAAGCGCUGGUCCCGUAUGGAGGAGCUGGAGGUUUUUUCCUCGCUGCCUACAGAUGCCACCCAGCCGCCAUUUCCUAAAGACCAAGUGUCCCAGAAAGGCAAGCUCGCCCUUCGUGAAGGCAACAGUUCAGAGAGUGUGCUGACUGACCUCAGUGAGCAGCCUGAAGUGGGCUCCAUCCAUAGCAGUGGGAGUGGAGGACGAGGAGAGGAGAAGAGCCAUGGGGCCGCCCUGAUAAAUGAAGCUGUACCAGCCGGUGCCACCCGUGCCAACUCCGUAGCAAGCAUGUGUUCAUCCUCAGGCACAGGAGGGUCAGGAUGUGCUAAUGAGGACUCUCUGUCUGAUGGGUUGCCUCCAUCGCCGCUGGAGACACUCAGACAGUUCACAUUUGAUGUGAAAACAGGAAUGGUGGGACUGGGGGGAAGUCUGGACCGAGGAGGUGGCAGCGGCAAAAGUACACGAUCAAGAGCUAAGAGCUUCCUCAAAAGGAUGGAGAGUCUACGACUUCGCAGUGGCACCUCCUCCAAGAGAAAGAAGAAGGGGAGCACCAGUGGAGGCAAAAUAGAAAUCAGCGGUCCUGUCAUCAAGGAGGGUCUCGAUGAUGACAAACUGCGGAGGCUCAACUGUGUUGACAUCUCCAGUAUCAACCUCAAUCAGAACCUCAAUCACCACCGCAAUCCCACCCAGACUAUGACACUUAACCGAAAUCGCUCUGUAUCUUAUUCCACUCAGACCAGCAACGGAAGCACUGGAAGUACCGGGAGCAGCCAGUCUGAAGCCAGCAGUGGAAGUGCGGUGAGCACACCGAGUCCGGUGACUCGAGCUCGCAGCCACAGCACGGCAGCUGGCUCAAGUAAAAGAGGAGGAAUGUAUUUGGAGGGCUUUGAUCCUUUCAGCAUUCUCCAACAAGCCUCAGAUCGCCAGCCAACACCUCCACCCAAAUCUGCCCCGCCCAUCCCCUGCCAGGCUAGUAAUGGGAUGACAGUUGAUGAGCAGAACCACAGGAACAACUGCAGCAUUCAAGACAAAAGCAGACAAGGGGAAGAAGACGAGGAGGAGGAAGAGGAGGGCAUGAUCUUCUUCUAUUUACCAGAGGGCCACAAGCCUGGAACCUUCCCAAAAGCCCUGCAGGAUGGGAGUUCGCGCAGUAACAAUGGACAUGACAACGGGAACUCGGUGAUCCUCAGGGGACGGCAAAGUAGACGACAGCGACGCGGCUCAUCAGGCUCAGUCGACAGCCGGCUUAGCUUUUAUGACAACGUCCCCUACGCUGAGAGAGAGGAGGGAGAAGAGGAAGAGGGGGAUGAGCACAAAUUAGAGGAAGUGCUUCAACACGUCAGUGGCCUGCAGCGUUUUGUUAAUGCCUGGUCAGAGGCUGAGGCCGGUGAAGAGGAGGAAGAAGAGGAAGAUGAAGAAGAAGAAGGAGACUCUGAUUCAGCCCUGGACUCAGCCUCCCCAUGUCCAUCCUCUCCUCUGCAGAACCGACUGGAGGAGACUGAAAACGGUAGUGACCAAGACAGCACAGGAAACCCCCUUGGCGAGGGAGAGGAGGGGAUGAGAGAGAGAAGAGACUCUGGUGUUGGAGCAUCCCUAACCCGAACCAGCAGACCACAGAAACUCCGCUGGCCGAGCUUCCAGAACUCCCAUCGGCCCAGCUUGGCCUCCGCCCAACUCCAGAUUAGCUGCCAGUCUGUGCUACAGAUGAAUCUGCUCCAGAAGCUAUCCCUUCUACAGCUCACUGCUCUGCUGGAGAAACACACCCCUACAAACAAACAUGGAUUCAGUUGGGCUGUGCCAAAGUUUAUGAAGCGGAUCAAGGUGCGCGAUUACAAAGACAGGAAUGUGUUUGGUGUGCCACUACAAGUCAUCGUCCAGCGGACAGGCCAACCCCUCCCUCAAGGAAUUCAGCAGGCAAUGCGCUACUUACGCAAUCAGUGCCUCGACCAGGUGGGUCUUUUCAGAAAAUCGGGAGUUAAAUCUCGUAUUCAAGCUCUUCGCCAGAUGAACGAGGCGAGUGGCGCAGAUGGAGGAGGAGUCAACUACGAGGGACAGUCGGCUUAUGACGUUGCCGACAUGCUGAAACAGUACUUUAGAGAUUUACCAGAACCCCUGCUGACUAGCAAACUAUCUGAGACCUUUCUCCAGAUCUAUCAGUACAUGCCUAAAGAGCUUCGUCUUCAGGCUGCUCGUGCUGCCGUGCUGCUGCUGCCGGACGAGAACCGAGAGGCCCUGCGAACGCUGUUGUGUUUGCUAAGUGACGUGACGGCCAGCGUGGCCGAGAACCAGAUGACUCCCACCAACCUGGCUGUCUGUCUGGCUCCGUCCGUCUUCCACCUCAACACCCUGCGGCGCAAGGAGAGCUCCUCGCCUAGGGUGAUGAACCGGAAGCAGACACUGGGAAAGCCAGACCAGAGGGACUUGAAUGAGAACCUGGCUGCCACUCAUGGUCUGGCACACAUGAUCCAGGAGUGCAGGAAACUCUUCAGGAUCCCAGAAGAAAUGAAUCGCUGCAGGAACUCCUAUGUGGAGCAGGCUCUGUUGCCACAACGUUUGGAGGAGCUUGCAAGAGAAGAGGCCGGGCAGGGAGGCUACAGAGCGUACCUACAGGACAGCCUAGACACCCUCCUCAAAGAGGCCAAAGACAAGUUCAAAGGUUAUGACAGCUGCUCCACUCCUGAGCAUGCCGAGCUCUCCUGUAGGAAGGUGCAUGAUGGGUUUCCACUGCGGCUGUGGAAAGUGACUGUGGAGAUUCCUGCAGGUCCUGAGGAGGUUUUGACGCGGGUGCUGCGAGAGCAGGGACACUGGGACGAGGACCUGCUCGAAAGCCGAGUCGUGGAGACGCUCGACGAGAGGACAGAGGUCUACCAGUAUGUCAGGAACACCAUGGCUCCACAUCCCACCAGAGACCACCUGGUGCUCAGGACAUGGGUAACAGACCUGCCAAAGGGAGCGUGUGCUCUUGUGUGUACAUCUGUGGACCAUGAAGGGGUGCUGGUGGUGGGUGUCCGAGCCAAUGUCCUCACUUCACGCUACUACAUAGAGCCCUGUGGAACCAACAAGUCCAGACUCACGCACAUUUCCAGAAUCGACUGCAGGGGUCGUUUCCCGGAGUGGUACAAUAAACUGUAUGGACACUUGUGUGCUGCUGAGGUGGCGCGGAUACGAGACUCUUUCACCGUGCCCAUGGACAAAUGAGAAGGCAAUUUGGACACUUUCUUGAAAUGAAAGGAUUCAUUCCUUCAGAGGGUAGAUGCGGUCCACACCUCAUUAUGCUCACAUUUAAAGGACAAACCCUGGAUCCUGGAUUGAAGGACUUUUCGUGCCCUACAUCAACACAGAUAUUGUGUUUAAAACUGUUUGGGGCUGUCAGUGUGCUGCCGAAAGGAGUCGUCACACAAACGUUUUUCUGGUCCAGAGGACAGGAUGUUGCUGAUACAGGAUGUGUGAUUUAAACUUUAUCCAAAGGGUGCUAUUGCUUCUGAGAAGCAAGGGGGAUUUAAUGUGUGCCUGUGAGUGCGAGUAUGAGUGCGAACCAACAAACGGUUAAUACAUAUACUGGUUUCCAGUCGCAGAAUAAUGUGUACAUAGAGUAUUUCAUUCACACAGUAAUGGUCGGUGUCUGUCUUGUGUUACCUCUGUUCCUUUUUCUGUUACAGCAAAGCACAGGAGGAAUAGUAGACAUUAUUAUGGUCAGCUGACUGAUGAAUCCAUGGGUGAAGAAAGAUGUGAAAGUGCUGGUAAUAUGCAGACUGAGUGGAGACAAUAGACAGGAUAUUGUGAGAUGACAGGUGGCAGAUAGCACAGAGGGUUUUAGUGUUUCGAGGUAGAGACAGAUGAGUGCUGGUGGCAGGCUCACCAAAAAGAAAGGAACGAUCAACGAAAGAGCCUCAUUUACUGACAUACAAAUGGAAGUCUCUUUAUUCCCUCAAGGCGAAUUUGAUUCAGUUAGUCUCGAUGUAUCAUGAGCUUCAUAUGAAAGUUGUUUUUGUUUCUGGAGAUACUCUGGCAAAAUAAGUCUCUAUGCUAGUAAUGCAGCCACAAUGGGAGGUCACGUAGACAUCACAUGAUAACAAAUUACAACUUCAGACCAACACAUCGAAUGGACCAAAUAAAGGAAAUAAAGCUGAAAGAAGUAGCUUCCCCUUUACUGAGCUUUUUCUCACUAUUACAAUGUUAGAGAUUAUUUUGUUUAGAGCACAGCACAAUUCACAGCUUUUGAAAUAGUUGUCGACCAGGCAUCGCUCGUAUACUUUAGGAAAUAAAAACAUAUAGAGAGAGAUUUUAUAAUUGCUUUGAUGUACAUGAGAACAGAAAACACAAUGCACUGUUCUAACGCAACACAAACCUCUAGCAAGUCCUCUCAGAAAAGAUGAAAAGAAAACGGAGAAAAAUGGGCCUUUUAUAAAGGUGGAGAUUUUACAGGUUUUACUGUAAAGAAGAGGGCCGAUUGAAUGUGUGAUUUUAAAAGGAAGGAAAAAUAUUGUUGCGUAAGCUUCUCUCUCUGUACUGUCUUGUCAGUGUUUUAAAAAAGAAAUUAGAGAUUUGGGUCCUCAUAACGGUUGACCUUUGCUCAUAACAUGCUUCGAUCUGAGGGUGCAUUGUUCAUGUUGAGUUGUAUGAUUAAUACACUAAGCCAUUGUUCAUAUCAUAGUUGUUUGUACCUAAUAACUGUGUCUUUGCCAAAUAAUAACGCAUGACAAUGACAGUUAAUUUAAAGCAAAUAUAUUUAUACCUCAGAUAUAUGUUUGUUUUGUAUCAUAUCAUUGUAUUUUAUUUUAUUGUACAUGUUAAGCUUUGUGUUUCAGAAAUGAAAAAAAAUGUUUUAUCUUUUUAUUAAUAUUAUUUCUGUACAGGUUAAUCAAAGUGCACUAUUAAAUGUAUUAAAAAUAAUAA
Acanthochromis polyacanthus (spiny chromis) is the source of this 5587-nucleotide messenger RNA. It is a transcript of the gene dlc1, whose product is annotated as DLC1 Rho GTPase activating protein. The transcript has 14 exons. Gene Ontology annotation, biological process: signal transduction; actin cytoskeleton organization; regulation of Rho protein signal transduction. The record is from RefSeq and is a predicted model, not a curated record. Bases 284 to 3889 code for a protein of 1201 amino acids. Gene Ontology annotation, molecular function: protein binding; GTPase activator activity; lipid binding. Gene Ontology annotation, cellular component: membrane raft; focal adhesion. NCBI's taxonomy places the organism in Eukaryota, Metazoa, Chordata, Actinopteri, Pomacentridae.